AUGGAGAAAUUUUUUAGGAACCGGGAGUUGAAUGUUAGCGUGAGAAUCAUUAAGAAAGGUGAGGACGUACUGUUUUACGCGAAAGAUGUGGCGGAAUCUCUAGGGUACUCAAAUACGAAAAAAGCUAUUCAAACCCACGUAUGGAAGUUAAACAAGACAACACUCGGAGAACUUAGGGUGGGACCCAAUUUGGGUCCCACCUUGAAUGGCCAACCGAAUUCUGUUUUUCUAAGAGAACCUGGUUUGUAUCAACUAAUAUUCAACUCAAGACUCCCAAUAGCAGAGGACUUUCAAGAUUGGGUGUUUAGCGAGGUCCUUCCAUCUAUCCGUAAAACAGGCUCAUACGAAUUACCAGAUAGAAGGUCACUUAGGUAUAACCAGAUGAUUCUCAUAAAUGAAACGGACCUUCAUCAUACAGUUGUGAGUUACAUUAGGAAUAACCACCCCACAGCUGUAAUAGUACCUGGCCUAGGUGAGUACCAGGACACUGUGCAAAAGAGAUGUGAUGCCUGGAAGAAGGGAUAUAAAGGUGGCCAGCCUGAUCUUAUUAUUGAGAAUCUUAUGGGAAAGUAUAAGGGAUUAGCUAUUGAAUUUAAGUCUCCUAAGGGCACUGGGAUUACAAGUGAGAAGCAAGAAGUAUGGCUUGAAAAACUGAGGGGAAUAGGAUACGCAACAAUGAUAUCCAACGACCUAGUGAAAACUUGUAUUAGAAUUAACGAGUACUUCUCACUCAAGAAAAAAGUUAAAACAGCAGAAGUAAAAAAUGUAGUUAGCAAUGUAAAGCUGUACAAACCGAAGUUCAAAUCACACAAUUACUAG
This is a messenger RNA of Paramuricea clavata, 819 nucleotides long. The record is from the annotation of a GenBank genome assembly. Lineage: Eukaryota; Metazoa; Cnidaria; Anthozoa; Malacalcyonacea; Plexauridae.